This is a messenger RNA of Pezoporus flaviventris, 2478 nucleotides long. RefSeq names its product ankyrin repeat and LEM domain containing 1 (gene ANKLE1). Gene Ontology annotation, molecular function: endonuclease activity. Lineage: Eukaryota; Metazoa; Chordata; Aves; Psittaciformes; Psittacidae. The record is from RefSeq and is a predicted model, not a curated record. The transcript has 5 exons. The coding region runs from base 315 to 2297 and encodes 660 amino acids.
CCCCCGUCUGAGGUGGACGCUGACCUCCAUCUCUGUUCCCAGACCCGGGGGGCCCCCGGCGCUCCCUGUCCUUCCUGACUGAGGAUGCCACCGACGGCAGCAUAUGCGCUGCGCUCCCCGAGGCUGGGUCCCUGCUGCAGGAGCCAGGGGACUGCAGUGGUUUGAGGGGGCCUCUCCCAUUCCUCUCCAUCCCCUCCCUUGCCCCAUGGCCCCAGGGGGACCCCGGGGGCUCAGCUGUGCUCCCGCAUCCCCUCGCCUCCAGCACGCUGCUCUCAGAUGGGGAUGAGCUCAGGGAGGGACCCUGGAGGAGGACCAUGGUGGGAGGUUCAGGGGGUACCCCCGAGGUUCUCCCACAGCUUUGCACUCGGGUUGUCCCCAGUCCCUGUCCUCCGCAGGUGCUUGGUCCUGGUGGGUCCCUGCGCCAGCCCCAGCGCUGCAGCAGGGUCUUGGGGAAACACGGGGCACUCCCUGAGGCUCCCGGGCACGGUGGCAGCCCUGGGGACAGCAGCAGUGACAGCGAGUGCUUCGUUAGUGCCCUGGAGAGCCUGGGGGCUCAGUGCUGCUGCUCCACGGGGCUGGAGCUGGGUGAAGCCCCUUCCCCAAACGGAGCUGGCACCAUGGAGCUGCAACCCCCCCCCAUCUCCCCAGCCCCAGAGCAGGUGGAGGGUGGAGGUUUCAGGGGAGCCUCGAGGGCAGCCCCUUGCAGUGAGGAUGCUUCGGACACGGGUGAUGUAGGGGAGCUCCUCACGCAGCUCCAGGGGUGCAGCCUCCAGGGAUCCCCCCCCUCCACCGCAGGGUCUCUUCCCAGGCUCCUCACUGGGGAUGUCACCCCGCGGGAGCCCCCCAUGUACCACCAUGUCACUCCCAGGACCCGGAGCCGCCUCCUGGCCUCUGCAGAGCGCUUCGGUGCUUCCUCUUCCUCCUCUGUUUUCGCUGACACACUGGAGAUGCCACGGAGGCCCCCCAGGGUCAGAGCACCCCGGGGUGUCCCCAGAGAUCCUGCUACCACCUCAGGGCGCUCUGUCACCCCACAGGGCACGGAUGUGUGCAGUGGGGAUGGAGAGGAGACAGGCUCUUUGGGUGACACUGUGCUCCUUCCCGGAGCCCCCAGCACCUCCCCUGGCUCCAGCCCCACAGUGCUGCUGGUCCCUGGGGAUCACAGGCACCCCCAGUGCCCUCCAUCAGAUGCUCAGGGCUCCUCUGGAUCCAGCCCCACGGUGCUGCUGGUCCCUGGGGAUCACAGGCACCCCCAGUGCCCUCCAUCAGAUGCUCAGGGCUCCCCUGGCUCCAGCCCCACGGUGCUGCUGGUCCCUGGGGACCCCCAGUGCCCCCCAACAGAUGCUCAGGGCUCCCCCUGUGCCACCUUCAGGGCGCUGGAAGGUGGCUCUGGGUGCCAGGACCCUUCACCCUUGGGGGCACCACAGCCCCUGUGGCUCCACAGGCGCUUCUGCCGCCUCCUGGCACCGCAGGCCCCCGCUGUGCUCCCCAGCACCCAAGAGCACCUCGAGCGCGAGGAGCGGGACCGGGCACCCACUGAGCGCCACCGCCCUGGCCACGGGGACACGGCACCGCUGCAGCCCCUCUCGGAUGAAGGCCUGCGCCGGCGGCUGCGGGCACUUGGGGAUGAGCCAGGGCCCAUCACGGCGCUCACCAGGCAGCUCUACCUGCGGCGGCUGGAGGAGCUGCUGAGGACACCCCGGAACGGGCAAACGGGGCACAGCCCGGAGCUGGCGGCCGCCCUGCAGAGCGGCCUCAUCCCUGACUGCGCCCAGGACGAGCUGGUGCUGAGGCAGGAGUUCGACCACCCCAAGCGGAACCGGCCCUGGCGGGAAGGGCUGGUCAAGUCCAGCUUCAACUACCUCCUCCUCGACCCCAGGAUCACCCAGAACCUGCCGCUCCGCUCGCACUGCCUGAGCCCGGCUGAGUGCUUCAGGACCUUCAUCCAGGCCAUCUUCUAUGUGGGCAAGGGAACACGCACGCGGCCCUACUGCCACCUCACCGAGGCGCUGGGCCAGCACCAUGCUGGCACGCAGAAGGGCUGUCCCAAGGUGCGGCGCAUCCUGGAGAUCUGGGCGAGCGGACACGGGGUGCUCUCUGUGCACUGCUUCCAGAGCACGGUCCCAGCGGAGGCGUACACACGGGAAGGCUGCUUGGUGGAGGCUCUGGGUGGGGCUGCAGACCAUCACCAACCAGAGGAAGGGGCUGUGCUAUGGCGCGGUGGCACACUGGCCGGUGGCGCGGCGCCGGCGCCUUGGCGUUCACAUGCUGCACAGGGCCAUGAGCAUCUUCCUCGCUGAGGGCGAGCGGCAGCUCCGGCCAGUGGACAUCCAGGGUGGGCGCUGAACACCCUGGGGUGCUGUGCUGGGGGGGGGGGGGGUAACCUGUGCCUGCACCUCCCCUCUUGCCCUGUCUCAGGAGGUGGCUGUGCUCUGUGUACAGGUUUGAUGUUGUGAACGCUGAGGAGAGUUUCUCUCUUUG